AUGACCGUGCCGCUGGCCUGUUGCGUGUACGUGGGUACGACGAUGGAGUGCCAGUACUCCGCGGCCUGUCACGCGCUCUCCGGUCGGCUGGCGGCCGUCAACCGGCGGUCCGGGUCGUGGGCCGCGGCCCGGUCGCUGGCCGCGGCCGCCGAGGCCCACGGCCGACUCGCGCGCCUCGCGCGGCUGUUCAACGGCGAGUACGGCGCGCCCAUAUUCCUGACCACCGUGAACCUGCUCCUGAACCAGAUAUACGCCAUGAACGACGUCGUGUCCGUGUUCGUGGCCGGCGAGACUUUCGAGCCCGCGUACGUCGAGUUCACGUACGCGCACAACGCGAUCGUCUGGACGGUAUCGUGGUUGCGGCUGUGGUGGAUCUGUUACCGGGUGGACGGUCUCACCGGACAGGUGAGCGGCGCCUGUGACCCCCGCGAAUUUACCCGCGAUAGCCGGACGACUGCGGCUCGCGUGCAAGGGUUUCGGGCGGCGAACCUUGUGGAACUGUAACCGUCGCGGUGCGCGCGCGUGCAGUUGCGACUUAAAUAUCCUUGACCGUAUCCACCCGUAUUUGGAAUCGGAUCCGGCAAACCACAAUUGUCCGGGAAAUAAUCAGACGGGUUGUACGAACCCGGGAAUUUUCAGUAAUCGUACGGAUAAGUUUACACAGAAGUUAACGGCGGACUGUAAAAAUCGGGAAUACAAUAACACGCAUACUGUAAUGUCCGGCACAUUACAAUGUGCGAAUAUUUUUAUUCCGGAUUUUCGCGGUCCGGAACAUUCUGGUGUGAGCGUUUUUUUUUUUUUCCGGCCGACUACAGUCCGGACAUUUACAGUGUAUCGUAUUCCGGAUUUUUACAGUCUGCCCGUUUCUCUUCAGUAAAUUUACAAUCCGGAAUUUCACAGUCCGUACGAUUAUUUUCGGGGAUUUUCUAACCGUCCGUCAAAUUCGAAUAUUCCAAAUUUUUUUUUUUGUGUCGACAUUUUCCCGAGUCACGGCCGUCUAGAAUUCGUAAAAUACGAUUUAUUCUCGAUUUUUCGAAAUCGUGUUUACCCAUAGAUAUUUUUGUCGGUUUAUCGUUCAAAAAAACUCCACCCAGUUCGUUCAGUAUUGACGUGAAUUCCAUUGAUUCGGCUUAACCAUAAAUCUCGAUCGGUUGUACAAAUUAAAAAAAUAAAAUAAAUACACCCUUGACGUUAAAACAAUUUCUCGAUUACCGUUUAUUACUAUACGUGUCCCGCAAAACGGAACAUACCGAUCGUCCUAUUAAUGGUUGAUGUUAGAUUGACGUUUUCUAUAACCCAUGUAGGUUCACUUGACGGCGAAAAUUAUGCUUGAAAAAGACAUCAACGCGUAUCCAGGGAAUACAAGACAAUUGGUAACAAUUAUUCACGAACGAACAAUGUUUUACUAUAGCCGAUGGUCUGAAACGUUAUUUUGUAUUUGCAUUUAGGUUGUUUUUUUUGUUUUUUUCUAUAGAAAACCAGUUAGAUGUUACACCCGUUUUAUUUUUCAGUGCACGCUUUGAUCGUAGGCUAUUUUCGGCUUUUAUUUAACAACAUUGUUUAUUUUUGUUACAAUCCGUAUUAGCCAACACAAACUUUUCGUUCCGCCAUAAUAACUGACAUAGUUUUCAGCACGAGUAUUGAGAUUGAUAUUUCGAUAUUUUUAUCAGUCACAAUGCGUCAGCAUUUUUCGGUUUUUUUUUUUUUUUAAAUGUUUAAAACGCCUGCGGUGAUAAGAUAAUAUUCAUUCAGCUUAUAAAUUCCGAAUCGGCAAUCGUUUAGUUUAUUCGCCGCACUUGCUGAUAUUUUAAUUCGCAACAUUUUAUAGAUUUAUGUAAAAAGCAUCCGAAUAAUUAUAUUGCACCAUUUUGUAAUUUCAGAUUAAUCUGAUCGAUUUUUUUUUUAGGCGUUUGAUUUUUUAGACCAAUUGCUUCAUCGUCACAUCAGAAUAACUGCGUGGGGAUUCUAUGACGUUAAUAAGGAAUUACUAUUCAUGGUAAUAACAAUUGUAUUAAUUAAUAAUUUUGAAAUUUGGCAUUUUGGAUAGCAAUCGUUUGAAUAUUUAUUAUUUAUGUCGAAGGUGUUGGGAUAUCAGUGCGGUUUGUGUUUGAUAUGUACUCAAUUCACGACGUCAGGCAUACAAUUGAUCAAUAGUCUUACGACCAUUCAAAAGAAUUACACUUCUCAAUCUUCACAGUGA
Molecule: messenger RNA, 2200 nt
Organism: Cinara cedri
Lineage: Eukaryota; Metazoa; Arthropoda; Insecta; Hemiptera; Aphididae
Source: the annotation of a GenBank genome assembly